UUGCUUUCUUCUACCUUCCAAGCCACCGCCGCGAAAAUGGUGUUCAAGAGGUACGUUGAGAUUGGGAGAGUUGCACUUGUCAACUACGGAGAAGACCAUGGAAAGCUCGUCGUUAUCGUCGACGUCGUUGACCAGAACAGAGCUUUGGUAGACGCACCUGAUAUGGAGAGGAUUCAAAUGAACUUCAAGAGGUUGUCUCUUACCGAUAUCGUUAUUGAGAUUAACCGAGUGCCUAAGAAGAAGGCUUUGAUCGAAGCAAUGGAAAAAGCUGACGUGAAGAACAAGUGGGAAAAGAGCUCAUGGGGAAGGAAGCUUAUUGUUCAGAAGCGUAGAGCUAACCUCAAUGAUUUUGACAGGUUCAAGAUCAUGUUGGCCAAAAUCAAGAAAGCUGGCGUUGUCAGGCAAGAGCUUGCAAAACUCAAGAAGGAGAUCACUGCUUGAUCAAAUUGAGUAUUAUCUGUUUUUUUUUUUGGUUGGCAUUUAGUUUUUUUGCAAAUCUCAACAUUAUUAUCUAAACUGUUGUCGGAUGAUAGUUUCAAUUUUAAAACCUUGUUUCACUUGGUUUCUUAUUGCUUCUUCUCUCACGACUUUCAUCUCCUUAUUUGGACUAAAAAAUACACAGAAGCUGAAGUGAGCAGAAAGACAAACUAUAAGAGAGUAUGAAACCAAACUUAGUGUUCCUAAUACGUUUAGUGAAGUGAUGUGGUUGUAGUGAAGUGCUUUAUUUUUGUCAAAUU
Eruca vesicaria subsp. sativa (arugula) is the source of this 737-nucleotide messenger RNA. Lineage: Eukaryota; Viridiplantae; Streptophyta; Magnoliopsida; Brassicales; Brassicaceae. The record is from the annotation of a GenBank genome assembly.